Molecule: messenger RNA, 1875 nt
Organism: Scleropages formosus (Asian bonytongue)
Lineage: Eukaryota; Metazoa; Chordata; Actinopteri; Osteoglossiformes; Osteoglossidae
Gene: fibcd1b
Product: fibrinogen C domain containing 1b
Exons: 9
Coding region: 110-1558 (482 amino acids)
Source: RefSeq, a predicted model, not a curated record
CUCGCCCACGGGAAAUAUACAACGGAGGGAUAAUUACGAAACUAAGUGGAUGAGAAGUGCUACAACAAGCGCUUUUUAAGGUUUCCUGGAGAAUGGUAUAUGGGGAACCAUGAACAGUGUUUCGGAACUCGAAGAUGGACAGCGGAAUAAAGCUCAGACAUUCUGUGAUUGCAUGCCUAACUCUGCUCAGCUCAAGCACCGCUGGUCAGACUCUGACACAGUCAAACAGACUCCACCUCAGAGGACGAGCUGCAGUUACCUCCUGUGCACAAUCCUGCUCUUCGUAGCUGUGUUGCUGGCUGUCACAGUUACUGGCACCAUCCUCCUCAUGAACCACUACCAUGCACCCCCAGUGUCAGAUGGCCCCCCACUUGUCAGCACCAAUCAGGGCGAAGGGAAUGCCCUAGUGACAGUCGACCGUGGUGAUGGCUCUCGCGUCAACAUCUUUAUUGACCCAAACUGCCCUGAUUACAAAAGCAACUUCUUACGCCUGGAGGGUGUGCAGACCUCGCUGCUACAUUCGCUUACUGACCAUGACUCAGACCUUAAAUCGGUCAAGGGUCAGGACCGUGCUCUGCUGGUGAACCUGGCUGAGGAAGUGGCCAAGCUGUCUGCACACGCUGGCCAACUGAGAAUGGACUACGAGUCACUGCGGCGUGGCCAGGGGAACCUGGGACAAGAGCUGAACACCUUGCAGGAAGAGCAGGGUCGUCUCAUUCAGCUGCUGUCAGAAAGCCAGGUCAACAUGGUGAAGGUGGUGAACUCGGUGAGCGAUGCGCUCAGCUCCAUACAGAAGGAGUCAGGUGGCACUAAGUCACGGCUGAAGGCAGAUCUGCAGAGGGCUCCUGUUCGUGGAUCCCGGCUCAAAGGCUGCGCCAAUGGUUCCAGACCUCGGGACUGCAGUGAUAUUUAUGCGAGUGGACAGAGGGAGGAUGGCAUCUAUUCAGUGUUCCCCACACACUUGCCUACCGGCUUUCAGGUCUACUGUGACAUGACCACAGACGGGGGUGGCUGGACGGUGAUUCAGCGCAGAGAAGAUGGAUCGGUGAACUUCUUUCGAGGAUGGGACUCCUACCGGGAAGGGUUUGGGAAAAUCACUGGAGAGCACUGGCUGGGUAUGAGGCAGAUUCAUGCUUUGACCAUCCAGGCCAACUAUGAGCUGCGUGUUGACCUUGAGGACUUUGAGAACAGCACAGCCUUUGCACAGUAUGGAACCUUCGGCGUGGGCCUGUUCUCUGUGAAUCCAGAUGAUGACGGAUACCCGCUCACCAUCGCUGACUAUUCCGGAACUGCAGGUGACUCACUGCUGAAGCACAACGGGAUGAAGUUCACCACAAAGGACCAGGACAACGACCACUCAGAGAACAACUGCGCCUCCUUCUACCAUGGUGCUUGGUGGUACCGAAACUGCCACACCUCCAACUUGAAUGGACAGUACCUGAGGGGUCAGCACACCUCAUAUGCUGAUGGCAUUGAGUGGUCCUCAUGGACCGGCUGGCAGUAUUCGCUGAAGUUCACUGAAAUGAAGAUACGGCCAACUAGAGAGGAAAACAAGUGAUGAGGGCAAGAACAAAAGCCCAAGUGAUGGAUUUAAAAAACACUGGCCAUUAGGUCAUAGCCAGUUAAGACCUUUUCCCCAUUAAACAAGACCUUUUCAUUUGGCUCAGUAUUAUCUUUUGUUUACUGUGGAACUGACAUUAUCUCCAAAACAUUAUCCUAUACUAGCUGUGCAGUCCUCUUCCUCAGCAAGUCCCUUGAUAAAUCAGUAGUGUGAAUUAAACCCAACAAAACAUUUAAAGGGACAUGUUCCUGCCCAGGUCUGUGAAUAUCAUCAGUCACUGGAGCUAGCAGUUGUCUUUACUUUCAUUAUUGAGA